Molecule: messenger RNA, 282 nt
Organism: Kogia breviceps (pygmy sperm whale)
Lineage: Eukaryota; Metazoa; Chordata; Mammalia; Artiodactyla; Physeteridae
Source: RefSeq, a predicted model, not a curated record
AGCCAGGCUCUCCUUGUCUCUUCGCCAUGCCUCACAAAAUUGAGGAAAUCAAGGACUUUCUGCUUACAGCCAGGCGAAAGGACGCCAAGUCUGUCAAGAUCAAGAAAAAUAAGGAUAAUGUGAAGUUUAAAGUUCGAUGCAGCAGAUACCUUUACACCUUGGUCAUCACAGACAAAGAGAAGGCAGAGAAGCUGAAGCAGUUCCUGCUCCCAGCUUUGGCAGUGAAGAAGCUGAAAUGAACCCCGCCUGCUGAUUUGAACUGUAUUAAAAUUUUAAAAAUUA